This is a messenger RNA of Puntigrus tetrazona (Sumatra barb), 3308 nucleotides long. It is a transcript of the gene ccnt2a, whose product is annotated as cyclin T2a. Gene Ontology annotation, biological process: regulation of transcription by RNA polymerase II; positive regulation of DNA-templated transcription, elongation. NCBI's taxonomy places the organism in Eukaryota, Metazoa, Chordata, Actinopteri, Cypriniformes, Cyprinidae. Bases 41 to 1951 code for a protein of 636 amino acids. Gene Ontology annotation, cellular component: nucleus; cyclin/CDK positive transcription elongation factor complex. Gene Ontology annotation, molecular function: cyclin-dependent protein serine/threonine kinase activator activity. The transcript is spliced from 10 exons. The record is from RefSeq and is a predicted model, not a curated record.
AAUACGUGACGCUCGUUCUCUGUUCGUCUGCUGGACGGUAAUGGCGGCGUGCCGGGGAUCAUCGUCCAAAUGGUUUUUUACCCGGGAACAGCUCGAAAACACCCCGUCCCGCCGCUGCGGAAUGGAGCCAGACAGAGAGCUGUCUUAUCGACAGCAAGCCGCGAAUCUUAUUCAGGACAUGGGCCAGAGACUAAAUGUUUCUCAACUCACAAUAAAUACUGCCAUUGUUUACAUGCACAGAUUUUAUAUGUACCACUCUUUCACCAAAUUCCACAGAAAUACCAUCUCCCCAACAACAUUAUUUCUGGCUGCAAAAGUUGAAGAGCAACCACGGAAACUCGAACACGUCAUUAAAGUAGCUCAUGCAUGUUUAAACCCCCAGGAGCCUCCACUGGAUACAAAGAGUAAUGCAUACCUCCAGCAAGCUCAAGAGCUGGUGAUACUUGAAACCAUAGUGCUGCAGACUUUAGGCUUUGAAAUAACAAUUGAACAUCCACACACUGAUGUAGUGAAAUGUUCCCAGCUAGUGCGAGCAAGCAAGGAUCUGGCACAGACUUCCUAUUUCAUGGCUACCAACAGUCUGCACCUCACCACCUUCUGCUUGCAGUACAAGCCCACAGUCAUCGCCUGCGUCUGCAUUCACCUGGCCUGCAAGUGGUCCAACUGGGAGAUUCCUGUUUCUACCGAUGGAAAGCACUGGUGGGAGUAUGUGGACAGCUCAGUUACACUUGAACUUCUUGACGAACUCACCCACGAGUUUCUGCAAAUAUUAGAGAAGACACCCAGCAGGUUGAAGAGGAUUCGUAACUGGCGAGCUACACAAGCUGCUAAGAAGCCCAAAUCAGAUGGUCAGGCCUCAGACAGCAACUCUUUAGCGGGACCUUCAUUAACCCAGGACAUGUCCUUGAUGGAUGCCCUUCCCGGGGUAUCUACAAACACAGCAUUCUCCAAAGCCUCAACGUCUUUCCCAGUGACCCUGCCAAGCAACUCAAGCAGCAGUCUUUCUCUUGAUUCCAUUGCCAACAUGCAGGGAACCUCAUACACUUACACCGCCCCCAGUGACUGGCCUCAGGACCAAGUGCGCUCAGACCAGUAUUCUGUCAAACAGCUUCCCCCACACAGUUCUAUGCACCCACACCGGCCUGACAAAAGCGCAGAGUUCAACCCUGCCAAACAUGAACACAAGGCCAGCGGCGGGGCGAAGCACCAGGCCACGGCCUAUCCUCCACCUGCAGCACCUACACAGAAAAUGUCUCUGGACAAGUACAGGGAGAAACAUGCUGCUGAGCUGGCUGUGCAGAAACGCAGGCAAGAGCAGCAGAUCGUGGAGACAGAGGCAUAUGGUGCUCAGACGGAUCACCGCAAGCACCUGCCCCAGCUGUCUCAUGGGCAGCAGGGAGCAGGAGCCACCACUGCCUCACCCCUGAAGAUGAAGCUGCCCGUCUCUGGGCAGGACAAGCUCCAGGACAAACGUGACAAAGGGAGUUCUAUAAAACUGCGUCUUCCGGUCCCCUCACAGAGCGAGAAGGGGGGAUCAAGUAAGGAGGAGCUAAAAAUGAAAAUAAAGGUCUCCUCUGAGCGGCAUAGCUCCUCUGACGAGGGUGCUGCAAAGAGCAAACAUUCCAGCCCGCUUGUGAGCAAGGAGAAACACAGAGACCACUCAGCCCAUCGUCACCAUCAUAAACAUGGCCACUCACACACGCAUAGUGGCAACGGCAGGAGCAGCCUUGAGGCGCCUGCAUCUGGUUCGGCCCUCCGGAGCCCAAUAGGUUCUGGUGGGGAUGGCACAAGCUCAGCUUCCAGUUCUUCACGCAAGAGGGUGAACCCCGAAGCCAGCCACAAUCACCACUCCAAAAAGAACAAGAGCUCCAAAGGCGGUGCAGGUGGGCUACGGACAUCUCAGCACCCUAGUGAAACUGGACAGGAAACCAGUGGAGAGCCAUGGCCUUGAGGGCGCCGGCCUAGCUAAUGGCCAACACACAGACUACAAACAUAAUUUUGACAUGCUUGAGUCACUGUUAAGUGCCCAAGGAAUGGACUAAUGAACUGAUAGGAAAGAGGAUAAAAUAUAAAAGAAAAUCAAGCAUAGAUUUCAUUAUUAGAAAGAGGGGAGAAUAACAGGAAUGUGAAGAGUAAGAGAAAGAAAUAAAAAUGCUUCCCGAUCUUCUGGCAGUUCGGUUCAGUCUCGCCAUCUCUGUAUAACUGCUGCUUUCCUCAGUAUUCCCUCAUGAGCAGUCUGUAUGAAUGCGUGAGCCAGUAUAUGAAUGUCAGGGCCAUUAUAGUGUAAAGAUGUUUUCAUGAUAAAAGUGUAAUGAGUGAAAGUUUUUGACGCAAGAAAAUUUAUAAGACUGAAAUCACCCUCUAAAAUGACUGACGCUCCUCUCAUUUGUUAAACAACGUUUGUAGAAGGAAUGCAGAAUCCAGAUUUAAGUUCCAUAGAUUCUUGAAUGUUUCUUUGUUUCCUUUCCCUUCAUCUGAUACCUUCUAUGUGAACUGCAUGUUAAUAAUGAAAGGGACGAGAUAGUUGUUUACAGAUUGUGAAGAAAAAUUUACAUACAUUCUCGUAUGUUAAAAGCUGUACCAUAACUUCUCAGGUUUGGAGCUGCUUGUAAAAUAUAUAUAUAUAUAUAUAUGAAAUAUAUAUGGGGGUAGGGGGAUUUUGUGACUCAGUGUUAGAAUCUAUCACAUUGGCAUUUCUAGCGCAGCCUUCCAGUGAUGUGCUCUAAAACUGGUGUUCCAUGUUGCUAUCAGGAGAGGGUGAACUAGCUGGCAAUCCACACCCUGCCAAUUACCUGGCAUGUUGUCAGGGGCCAUGCAAUUUGUACCUUUUCUGACCUUCAAGAUGACCUUAAGCUGGAUGCCAAAGGCUGUGCCUCAAAACGUAUAGUUCUAUGAAGUUUACAUAACCUUCUCUGUGAAGUGCAUUUUAUAUAUUUCUUGGCUUGAAGCAGUAGCCUAUUUGUGCAACUCUGUAAGUCAGUAACAAAUAACCUGAAACAUGCAUAGGUAAAAGGAGAUUGAGUUCAUUAUCACAGUGCUGACCCAAAGAGAUCUGGGCUUUCACAGGCCCUUAACAUUAUUUCUGAAUAUGGAUGAAUGGUUUUGAUUUUUUGAUUUAGAUUUUUUAGUGUGAAGAUAUUGGUAAAUGAGGCCAGCAUUGUCCAAAUCAUCAUUUUACUUUUGAUCGCUGAAUUGCAGUUGGAUAAGGCAAGUGCAAACCCUGGCACUUUUUUUUUUUUUUUUUUUUUUGGUCUUUUCCCAGUUUUAUUUAGAUUUAAUAAUAAAUUCCAUGGUUUCCACUACCUUAA